UUCCUUCUAAAAGAAGGAAGGCCAAGUCUGCCUGAAGCCUAUUGGCCGGGCCUACUCUGGACCCGCCCCUCUUUUUUUUCGUGGCACACAUGCAAAGCGAAGUCUGUGCGGAAUCCUAAACCAGCCCAAUUUACAUCCAUUCAUGAAUCUGUGACGUCAGCAAGCCUUCGGGCUCCUUUGCGGUGGGCUGGAGGAUUGUGUGGGUGGAAUCCCCCUCCCCUUUAUUUUUCUAAUCCAGCAAGGCUUUUAAAAUUAACCUUACAUCUUUUCAAAGCAAGAAAAUGGAACAGCAUGUGUAGGAAUUCUUCGUUGUUGUUUUGGAGCCCUCUCUUAAGUCAGAAGUCUGCCCUAAUAAUCUUCUGAGUAUCAUCUCAGGACCUCAGUUACACUCAUGGCACAAUGGCCAACUUUCAGGAGCGCCUGAGCUGCUCCUCUUCUCCACACUUACCCUUCAGUGAAAGCAAAACCUUCAGUGGACUACAAGAUGAACUCACAGCCAUGGGGAACCAGCCUUCUCCCAAGCUCGAGGACCAGCCGGAAAAGGGGAUGGCACGAGCAGAGCUAGCCGAGAGCGUGAACAGCCCCAUCACCACAACAGUGUUGACAAGCGUAAGUGAGGAUUCCAGGGACCAGUUUGAGAACAGCGUUCUUCAGCUAAGGGAACACGAUGAAUCAGAGAUGGUGGUGUCUCAGGGGAACAGCAACACAGUGGACGGAGAGAGCACGAGCGGAACUGAAGACAUCAAGAUUCAGUUCAGCAGGUCAGGCAGUGGCAGUGGUGGGUUUCUUGAAGGACUCUUUGGAUGCUUAAGGCCUGUAUGGAACAUCAUUGGGAAGGCAUAUUCCACUGACUACAAAUUGCAGCAGCAAGAUACUUGGGAAGUGCCAUUUGAGGAGAUCUCAGAGCUACAGUGGCUGGGUAGUGGAGCCCAAGGAGCUGUCUUCUUGGGCAAGUUCCGAGCAGAAGAGGUGGCCAUCAAGAAAGUGAGAGAACAGAAUGAGACGGAUAUCAAGCAUUUGAGGAAGUUGAAGCACCCUAACAUCAUCGCAUUCAAGGGUGUGUGUACUCAGGCCCCAUGUUACUGUAUCAUCAUGGAAUACUGUGCCCAUGGACAACUCUAUGAGGUCUUGCGAGCUGGCAGGAAGAUCACGCCUCGAUUGCUGGUAGACUGGUCCACAGGAAUUGCAAGUGGAAUGAAUUAUUUGCACCUCCAUAAAAUUAUUCAUCGUGAUCUCAAAUCACCUAAUGUUUUAGUGACCCACACAGACGCAGUAAAAAUUUCAGAUUUUGGUACGUCUAAGGAACUCAGCGAUAAAAGUACCAAGAUGUCAUUUGCUGGCACAGUCGCGUGGAUGGCGCCAGAGGUGAUACGAAAUGAACCUGUCUCUGAAAAGGUGGAUAUAUGGUCUUUCGGAGUGGUGCUUUGGGAGCUGCUGACAGGAGAGAUCCCUUACAAAGAUGUAGAUUCUUCAGCCAUUAUCUGGGGCGUUGGAAGCAAUAGCCUCCACCUCCCAGUUCCUUCCACUUGCCCUGAUGGAUUCAAAAUCCUUAUGAAACAGACAUGGCAGAGUAAACCUCGAAACCGACCUUCUUUUCGCCAGACGCUCAUGCAUUUAGACAUUGCUUCUGCAGAUGUACUUGCCACCCCACAAGAAACUUACUUCAAGUCUCAGGCUGAAUGGAGAGAAGAAGUGAAAAAACACUUUGAGAAGAUCAAAAGUGAAGGAACUUGUAUACACCGGUUGGAUGAAGAACUGAUUCGAAGGCGCAGAGAAGAGCUCAGGCAUGCGCUGGAUAUUCGUGAACACUAUGAGCGAAAGCUUGAGCGGGCGAAUAAUUUGUACAUGGAAUUGAGUGCCAUCAUGCUGCAGCUAGAAAUGCGGGAGAAGGAGCUUGUUAAGCGUGAGCAAGCAGUGGAAAAGAAGUAUCCGGGGACCUACAAACGACACCCUGUUCGUCCAAUAAUCCACCCCAACGCCAUGGAGAAACUCAUGAAAAGGAAGGGAGUGCCUCACAAACCUGGGAUGCAGACCAAACGACCAGACUUGUUGAGAUCAGAAGGGAUCCCCACUACAGAAGUGGCUCCCACGGCAUCCCCUUUGUCCGGAAGUCCCAAAAUGUCCACCUCUAGCAGCAAGAGCCGAUAUCGAAGCAAACCACGCCACCGCCGAGGGAAUAGCAGAGGCAGCCAUAGUGACUUUGCCUCAAUCUUGAAAAACCAGCCAGCCCAGGAAAAUUCACCCCAUCCCUCUUACCUACACCACGCUCAAUCCCAGUACCCUUCUCUCCAUCACCAUAAUCCUCUGCAGCAGCAAUACCAGCAGCCCCCUCCUGCCACGUCCCAGAGUCACCAUCCCAGACUCAAUAUUCACGGACAGGACAUUGCAGCCUGCGCCAACAACCUGCGGUAUUUUGGCCCAGCAGCGGCCCUGCGGAGCCCACUCAGCAACCACGCCCAGAGACAGCUGCCUGGCUCGAGCCCUGACCUCAUCUCCACGGCCAUGGCUGCAGACUGCUGGAGAAGUUCUGAGCCUGACAGGGGCCAGGCUGGUCCCUGGGGCUGUUGCCAUGCUGACCCUUAUGACCCCUGCCUUCAGUGCAGACCAGAACAGUAUGGAUCCUUAGAUGUGCCCUCUGCUGAGCCAGCGGGGAGGAGCCCUGACCGUUCCAAGUCACCAGCACAUAAUCCUCUCUUGGAAAAUGCCCAGAGUUCUGAGAAAAUGGAAGAAAAAGGAUUCAGCAGCUGUAGGUCUGAGUCAUCCCUCGGCACCACUCAGCUCAUCACUCCUCCAGUGCUACCUCGAAAAACAAGGCCUCUGCAAAAGAGUGGAGAUGACUCCUCAGAAGAGGAAGAAGGGGAAGUGGAUAGUGAAGUUGAAUUUCCACGAAGACAGAGGCCCCAUCGCUGUAUCAGCAGCUGCCAGUCAUAUUCAACCUUUAGCUCUGAGAAUUUCUCUGUGUCUGAUGGAGAGGAGGGAAAUACCAGUGACCACUCCAACAGUCCUGAUGAGUUAGCUGAUAAACUUGAAGACCGCUUGGCAGAGAAGCUAGACGACCUGCUGUCCCAGACGCCGGAGAUUCCCAUUGACAUAUCCUCACACUCAGAUGGGCUCUCUGACAAGGAGUGUGCCGUGCGCCGUGUGAAGACUCAGAUGUCUCUGGGCAAGCUGUGUGUGGAGGAACGUGGCUAUGAGAAUCCUUUGCAGUUUGAAGAACUGGACUGUGACUCUUCAGAUGGGGAGUGUUCUGAUGCCACAGUUAGGACCAAUAAACCCUACAGCUCUGCUACCUGGUAACAAAGGAACACGCAUCCUGAAGAUCUCGUGACUAUACUGGCAUUUCAGAUCCACCCCACCCUCAGACUUGUCCCACUCUCUCCCAGCAUUUUGUCUGGGAAGAGAGACUGCCCCACCUUGACCACCCCUAGAAAUGAGCUGCAAUAACAGGAACAUGAGACUUGGCAAAUCUCUGGAAUAUAAUAUCCAAAUGAAAUUGAGUCUCACUGAACAUUUCAAUCAAGAAUGGCAGGGAUCUAUUUUAUUGAAUAUUCUAGCUACUGUAACAUUGAUAUUUAUUUUUGUUUGACAUUUUAACACUUUGUACUGUAAAGAGUGAACUAUAUAUGAGAUAGAGAGAGAUACAAUAAUUUCUUGCAGAAAAAAAGAGAUAAAAAGAAAAGAACA
Molecule: messenger RNA, 3684 nt
Organism: Saimiri boliviensis boliviensis (Bolivian squirrel monkey)
Lineage: Eukaryota; Metazoa; Chordata; Mammalia; Primates; Cebidae
Source: RefSeq, a predicted model, not a curated record